Messenger RNA from Emiliania huxleyi CCMP1516, 1059 nucleotides. RefSeq lists its product as hypothetical. The record is from RefSeq and is a predicted model, not a curated record. Bases 1 to 1059 code for a protein of 352 amino acids. The transcript has 4 exons. Lineage: Eukaryota; Haptophyta; Isochrysidales; Noelaerhabdaceae.
AUGAGCGCGGGGGUGGAGGAGCUGCUGAUGCGGGUGGCAGAGGUGGCGGGCCGGAAGCUCACGUGGUGGCAGUACGACCAGACGUCGUGGUCGGCGCGCGAAUGGAUGCCGUUUGCGCUGCAGCGACUGUCGGUGCAGCUCUGGACGGCGCUCGCGGACGAGGCACAGCGCGCCAUUGGCAGCUCGCUCGUCCGUCCGUACGCAUUCCUGCCAAUCUAUUGGGCGAGGACUGACCGCAGCUCUGGAAAGCUGCAGGAGAUCACCGUCGUCACCCGACGUCACAGGCUCCGGGUCAGUCUGACCCUGCUAACGCUUGGCGCAGCGCUCUUCAUCGGGAGCCAGCUUCUGCUCCAGUUAAACAUGGCCGAGGUGGGCGUGCUCGCAGACGCAUCCCCCUGCCUCUUGGUAACGCUCUUUCCGAUUUCGAUGGCCUCGGUUCCCAUCAUGUUGCUGCCGUUGCAGCCGUCUGACAAGCGCAGCACGCUGACGGCGGCCUCCCUGCUGUGCUGCCUCUGUGCCUAUUAUUCCGUCGCGCUGCCGACGUGGACGGCCCUAAGUGGUACCACAGACGAGCUGGUCAUUAGCCGCACCGCUGCGCAGACGCUCGUGAACUGUUUUUGGGGCGUCAUCAUCUUCCGGACGGGGCCGGGGUCCAAGUCGGUAGUCGCGGCUUUGCUCGAGGCGGCGCGGCGGCGCGAGGGGCUGGGGAGGGGCAGCCGGCGGUACACGGACGCAGAGGGGAAGUGCCACGUGGAGGCGCUGCUCUUCGAGGAGUUCGGCGCAAUGAGCGCGGGGGUGGAGGAGCUGCUGAUGCGGGUGGCAGAGGUGGCGGGCCGGAAGCUCACGUGGUGGCAGUACGACCAGACGUCGUGGUCGGCGCGCGAAUGGAUGCCGUUUGCGCUGCAGCGACUGUCGGUGCAGCUCUGGACGGCGCUCGCGGACGAGGCACAGCGCGCCAUUGGUGCGGGGCGUCGCGCGGCCGAGAGGGACCGCGCGGGGGGGGGGGGGGUAAGCGGGAUGGGGGGCUCUAAGGGCAAGGGAGUGGGGGGCGCCCAGUAG